AUGGCGGCCAUCUUUCGCCUCCUCAAGAUGCAGUACACUCCUCCCCUUGAUCCUCAAGGUGCGUCCUUCGCUGGUAAGAUCGUCAUUUUGACAGGUGCCACUUCUGGCCUUGGCUUUGAAGCAGCCAUCAAAAUCCUCAAUCUCGGCGUCGAGUUGCUCAUUAUCGGAUCUCGCAGCAUCGAAAAGGGCAACAAGGCCAAAGUUGACCUCGAACGAGCCACGAACCGACGCAACGUAGUCAAAGUGUGGCAGCUCGAGAUGAACAGCUUCCAGAGCGUCAAAGACUUCGCCGAACGCGUCCAUGUCGAGUUGGACCGUGUUGACGUCGCGUUGCUUAACGCUGGACUUUGGAAUCGCGAAUACUAUCAGUCCCCCGAGGGCUGGGAGGAGACCCUACAGGUCAACACCCUGUCGACCUUGAUGUUGGCCAUACUUCUACUUCCUAAGCUAAAGAAAAGCUCCUACGUCGAUAACCCCACCCACCUAACUCUCGUUUCCAGCCAGCAAUUCGUUCGCGUCAAGCCCGCAAGCAUCCAGACCGAUGGCUCGAUCCUCGCUCACGUCAACGACCCGGACAACUUCAACGGUCCCAAGCAGUACGGCAUUUCGAAGCUUCUGCUCGAAAUCGUGAUCAAGAAAAUCGCCAAUAUCGUGUGCAACGACGACGGCACUCACACUCUGGUUGUCAACACUGUCAGCCCCGGACUGUGCAUCUCGGCUUUGGGUCGCAAGUAUUCUCAUUGGUGGGAGAAGUGUAUCGUUUGGGUUAUGCACACGUUUUUCGCCCGUACUACUGAGCAGGGAAGCCGUUCGCUGGUCAGUGCUACCCUCCAGGGCCUCGAAACGCAGGGGAAAUGCUGGCGCAGUGAGGGAUAUCUUGAUGAGUCGACUGCGCUGACUACUAUCCUAGAGGGCGAGGAACUCCAGGAGAAGGCUUGGGAGGAGAUCAUCGCCGUGCUCGAGGAGCAAGCACCGGAGGUGUCCCUCGUCGCUCGUGGCCUGUACCAGGGCGUUUAA
Penicillium roqueforti is the source of this 1017-nucleotide messenger RNA. Its product is annotated as putative short-chain dehydrogenase/reductase family protein. The record is from RefSeq and is a predicted model, not a curated record. The transcript has 2 exons. Lineage: Eukaryota; Fungi; Ascomycota; Eurotiomycetes; Eurotiales; Aspergillaceae. The coding region runs from base 1 to 1017 and encodes 338 amino acids.